AUGCAACAUGGUACCUCGCAGCUGCGUGCUGGCUGGCAGAAGAUGCCUUCUCAGCUCUGCGUGCCGCGCAGGAGGUGCUUGCGCACUUUCACCUUGUUCGCUUUGGGCAGCGUUGGCACUGUGCUGCACAUGUUCCGAGCGAGGACCAGCGUCCCGGCUGUGCAACCAGUGCACUCGACACUGCGCCGAACAGCCAUGUUACAUGUAGCUGGUCUGGCAGCAGGACCCUUCCUUCCUGCCUCAGCUCUCGUCGGUUCUACGCUAUCACCAGAGAUUGAGGAGGCACCGCCCACUUUCCUUCUGGCUAAUUGUUGGGUGAUGCUUGCCGGUGUGUUUUUUUGCAGUAGGCUUGCCGCUAUGUGCUUCGUUCACGCUAUUGUGGUGAGUUUCUGGUCGCUCUCACGGCUCAGCCAUCCGAAUUAA
Messenger RNA from Symbiodinium sp. CCMP2592, 423 nucleotides. The record is from the annotation of a GenBank genome assembly. Lineage: Eukaryota; Dinophyceae; Suessiales; Symbiodiniaceae.